UUGCCAUUUGUAUUUAUAAAUUUCGAAACAAAUAAAAGCUCUAGAUAUGGAAUAAAUUUAAUGCAAGUUUCUCGAAAGAGUAAAAAGAUCAUGCUCGAAGUCUGUAUAAAAACAGUGGCAGUUGCAAAGUAAGCGAGGUUGAAAAUGAUCAAUAAAUAUAACCCCUGCCGCUUAAAGAAGCGUUAUCCCUUUAGUCGAUCAGCCGCGACGUAAAUCACGACGUGAAAAGAACAAAUAUUAAAAGAAGGAAAACGAAACAAAACAAGACAAAAAAAAAGGAGGAGGAAAAUGAGGAAGUGGAAAGAUCGAUAGAAGAAAUAACGAACGCAUAUAAUAAUACGUAUUACGUAUAAUGGUGAAUAUAAGUGUAAGUGUAGGUGUAGGUGUAGGUGUAGGUGUAGAUGUAGGUAUCACACUUAUCGAUCUUAUCGAUGUCCUUCGUAGAAAGAUCUUACAAUUCCUGGUCAGCAGAAACAUCCGUUUGAGAAAGAUAACUGCAUAGUUAACAUCAUUUGUUUCUUCUUUUUUUUUUUUUUUUCCAAUAUAUUUAUUUCGUGUUCUCGUUUUACGAAGUGUCGCUAUCAAUGAGACACACAAUUACGAACGAAAAGUUACAUUCAACAACGUAAUACUAUUUCACGUCUUCUCUCUACACGGAUAUUACGUGGAUACUACAUCUCUGUCAAUGGUAUGUUUUCUACGUACGAGAUAGACGAAGUGCACGCGCACGAAAAUAGAAGAGAACAAUUACUAUAGUCAUAAUUUCGAAAGAUUUUCAUUCGUUUAUUAAAACGAUCGAAUAUAUACAGAGAGUCAAGGAUCAGCGACUUUAAAAUGACUAAACUCAUUUGAAGAAUAUUAGAUAAAUGAGACUUGAUAUCAAAACUUCAAAAGAAAAAAGGAAAAUCUCUUUGAUGAUCGAUGUGGAUUUCUUAUCGUAUUAUGAUCAACCUUAUUGUUAAGUGAUGUAUGUGAAGAGUUAAAAUAUGCCAUUGUAUUUAAUCGUUCUAUUAAUAUGGAGUUUUACGAUACAAGAAGGAUCAUGUAUCAAAUUAAAGAGAAUAGCUUUACGACCGUCCAACAUAUUGGACGAUUACUAUGCUUAUCGGCAUAUUUCGAUUAUUCAUUUCGAUGUACCAGAGUAUACAAUUACCGCGGGAUUCAAAUUUACAAUAAAAGAAGAAAAAACCGGUGGAAUAGGUAAAUGUUCUCCGAGAUAUGUUUCAUUGUACUUGAAAUCCGGUAGUUUACCAUUAAUUCGUCCAGAUGGAUCGAUUAUCGAGGCAAAACUUAUAAAACGAAGACGCAAAUACUAUGCUUUAAAUAUGCAAAGCAAUGGUGACGAACAUAUGAUCAAUAUCGAUUCUCCAAUACCAGGUGACUGGUAUGUAAUAGCUUUUCGAUCUUGGACCGAUCCUAAUAGCGACAAGAUCAAGCAACAAGGUCUCGGUGCAUCAUGUGAUACCGUACUCGAUGCUGAGUUGUUAAUAGAGAUGCCAUCUAUGGUAUCCUUAAUAGAUUUUAAUAACGAAUAUGAAAUCGAAUUAAACAAAAGUAAAAAUACUUUUGUUGGCCACAUUUUUAUGUCAGAUGAUUUAUUAAACGUGGUACUUGCAUUGAAUCAAUCAUAUGAAAACAAUUGUAAAUUUGCAAUUCAUGUUGUUGCACAGGAACAUCUUAUAGGGACGAUCGUUAAUGACACUGAUGUCUUAUUGUCCUUCAAACCUUAUUCAAAAUCAUUACAUUAUAUUACGCUACGUUUAAUAUCCGGAAAUAUGUCGAAAAUAUCUUUACGUUUUGAAAACAAUACUUCAUCAUUCAUUGAUUUCAAUCAAGUUAAAAGCAUAAGUUUGAUACGAAAAUCAUUGCCGGAGUUCUUUGUAUUCGAUUAUGAACAUCGUAGUGAAAACGAUACGAAAUCUAUGCCUUUCAAUCUCACAAGCGAUGGUAUUACCGUCCUUGACUUCGAGAUUGCCCGUGUCUACGAUGUUGGUGGUACAGUGACAGUGGGUAUAAAAAUGCUCAACGUGGAUAAAAAGGAUCAAAAGAAUAUUUUCAUCGUAGCUUGCAUUACCUUAGGAUAUUACUCAAAUAUCACAGCCGGUGGAAGUUGCAUACGGGCAUGGAACGUAACCGGGGCAGAUAUAUACGUGAACGAGACAGGUCCUGGUUUGGUUCAUAUACCAUUUCCCGAACCUGGAAGGUGGUACGUCAGUUUAAAAUCAUUUUGCGUCGAUGGAAAAUGUAAUUGCGCUGAGAAUUGUUUGAACGGUACCAUCUGUAAAGAAUGCGAAUGUAUGAAACCGUGUUCUGUUGAAAUAGAGAGCAGUAUAUCAUCGUCGCCUUGCAUCGAAGGACGUUGUAAUUCACAUGGCAAAUGUAUGCACUAUAUGAGCGGUGGUUUCGUUUUUUCAGCAUGUUACUGUACAGAAGGAUAUCGUGGUUUUGAUUGUGCCGACGGAACUUACGUUCUCGGUAAUAAAGACAUACUCGUACGUUUGUUAAUGUUAACCAUCAGCAAUCUUGCUUUUAUUGGUUCGAUAUAUCUGGCGAUACGUCGAGAAUAUUUUACAGAAGCAAUCGUUUACACCGCCGUUAUGUUCUUUUCGACAUUUUAUCAUGCUUGCGAAGCCGGAGAAAACGUUUACAGUAUUUGUAUAAUGCGACUGAGCGUAUUACAAUUUUGCGAUUUCUUCAAUGCUCUUCUUUCGAUUUGGGUUACAUUAGUAGCCAUGGCCUCCUUUGGACCAAAGCUUACAGCAUUUUUCCAGAUCAUGGGUGCUAUUGUUCUUGCUAUGAGCUCAGAAAUGGAUCGUACGGCUCUCUGGGUAUUCCUUUUACCUGCCAUUACUGGAUCCUCUUUGAUUGGAGUUUCUUGGGGACUUAGGUGUAAAAGAAGAAAAACUGUCCGAUAUCCUUCGCGCGUGUACAGAACCAUCUUCUUUCCGGCGGGCCUUCUGAUAGUCUCUUUGGGUCUUGUUUGUUACGCCUUUUUACAAACACGUAGUAAUUAUCACAUUGUCCAUAGUUUAUGGCAUAUUUGUGUGGCUGUUGCGGUUAUGCUUUUAUUACCAAAAAGACAUUACAUGAAGUAAAUAUGUUGCGUAGUAGAAUUAUAGCGAAUUCAGGGAGCAUAAAUGAUAUUUACAGACAUACUCGUACAUAUUAUCGUAUGAAAUAACUUUUUUUUUUUUUUUUUGUUUUUUUUAUAUAGACGAUUGUAUAUUAACUUAAUUAAUAUGCAGGAAAAAAGUAUUAUUCUUAUAAAAUUACUAUUAUGCUAAAUUUUUCCAGGUAAGAAGAAUAUAUAAAAAAAUAGUUUAUAAAUAUACAACGUAUAAAUUUAUCUAGAAGAAAUUCAAAAGAUAUGUAACAAAUGCAAUAAUAUAUAAUAUAAAAAAGAGUAAUUUUCUUAACAGUAUUAUUUAGCAUAUUAGCAUUUCGAUGCGAACAAAAAAAAAAAAAAUUAAAAAAAAUUAAAAUCUUAUCAGUUUCAAUUAGAACGAUGAGAAAGAAUAUAUGUAAUAAAAAAAAAAAAAAAAAAAAAAAACAAAAACAAAAAACAAAACAACAAAACAAAAAGAAAAAGAAAAGAACAAAAAAUAACAAUAUUAUUAUAUAUUAUUAAGUAUUUUAUUAUGUCAUAUUAUUACGACGACAUUCUUAAAAAGAUUGAAUAUAAAUUGUUUCUUUUGUUGAUAGAUAGAAUUAUUGUAAUUUAGAAUUUUAAAUGAAAAUCUUUAAGGUUCGUUCAAAUUGUAAUUGUAUAUUGGAAGUUUUCAUUUUCUAUUGAGAUAUUUAUAACAAUUUAUACAAUCCUAUGUAUCAUAUAUAUAUAUAAAUAUAUAUAUAUAUAUAUAUAUAUAUAUAUGUGUGUGUGUGUGUGUGUGUGUGAAAUAGAGAUUUAAUUUGCAUCAUGUAGGAAUCAAAACCUCGCACGUACACAUAUUAUUUAUUAUAAUAACAUUAUAUAUGUAUAGACGCGCAUAUACUUUUUGUCAAAUGUACACGUACAUAAUGCAUUCUAUAUGUACAUUCAUAAGUCAAUAUCAUGAAUAUGGUAUAGAUAGCUAAGAAUUUACAAAGAAAAAAAUAUAUAUGUAUAUAUAUAUAUAUAUAUAUAUAUAUAUAUAUAUAUAUAUAUACACAUAUAUAUCACGGAUCAUGUAUAAUAUGUAUUUUUAAUAUGUAUUUCUCAAAUUCAUAAAUUCUCUAGUCGACUCUAUUUUUCUUGUCCGAAUGAUAUUGAGUUUUUUCAUGUCCAAAGAAAAAGGGAGUAUUUAUAGUGCACAAAUCAAUGCACGAAAAGAGUUAUAGUUCUUUAUACGAUAUCAUGGCAGGAAAAUAUUUCGUCUUUACUAUAUGUAUACAAUUUCUCCAUAUGUAUAUAUGUAUAUAAAUAUAUAUAUAUAUAUACACAUGAUAAAAGGAAAAUAAAAACUUGGAUUGAGAUCAAUCGAUAGAGUUGAGAAAACGAAAAUAAAUAUGUUGUUUCUUCUUUUCUUUUUCUUUUUUUCCUUUUUUUUUCUUUUUUUUUCUUUUUUCUUUUUUUCUUUCUUUUUUCUUCUUCUUCCUCUUCGACGUUGCAAAUACAAAUAAGCUUAAGAAAUAAAGAUAUUAUAUUUAUUUAACUAAUGAUAAGAUAAUUAUAGCAACGGAGAUGUUGUAGAUGACGCAGCUCGUGCAUUCGCCGUCGAUAUAGCCGUUAUAAUGUUUGAUAAGAGCGAUAGCAUUGUUUCCAAAGAGAAACCACAAUGGGGAUAAGAAUAUGAACAAUUUUUACCAGAAUGACCUGCUUCUACUGCCUCUUGUAUCGCCGUCCCUUGCAUGGCUGUUCGAAAAACUUGAUUGGUAGUUAUCGCAUCUAUCAUUCUAUCGAAAGAAGAUAUCUUUUCAUCCUCGUUCUCCUCGUCGGCUACUUUUACAGCUGCAGCAGCUUGUUGAGAAUAAGUACAAACAGCUCGUUGCAUACAAGAUGUUGUAUCUAUACCGUGACGAGCCAAUGCGUCGUCCAAUUUUGUCAUCGAUUGUGCGAAACCAUUUUCUUCGCCUGUACCCGAUAGAACGUAUAAUAAUUUUGGAAUGAUGAGAAUGGAACCGACUCCUAUAAUAGCACCUAAGAGAAGUCCACCCAAAUCUAUUUUUGCUGGAGCAUAAGAACCAGAACUCCCAAUAUUAGUGAAACCAAAGCGUGCUUCUUGAUUACGAUCCGAGAUAUCAUUGAUCGUAGUUUCCUCGUGUUUCAUUGAUGUAUCAGUCCGAAUUUCGGCUUGGGAUGGCAUUGCCACUUGAUCCUGUGCCUUACCAAUUUUUUCCAU
Molecule: messenger RNA, 5318 nt
Organism: Vespa velutina
Lineage: Eukaryota; Metazoa; Arthropoda; Insecta; Hymenoptera; Vespidae
Product: transmembrane protein 8B-like
Exons: 9
Coding region: 987-3095 (702 amino acids)
Cellular component (GO): plasma membrane
Source: RefSeq, a predicted model, not a curated record